CUGAAGUGUAGUUGAGCUGUUGUGCGUUUGUGUCUCUGUAUUCAAACAGUAAAAUGGCAGGAGCUUUUCAGGAUGAGUUCAUGUGUCCAGUGUGUCUGGAUCUCCUGAAGGAUCCAGUGACCAUCCAGUGUGGACACAGUUACUGUAAGAUCUGUAUUACAGCCUGCUGGGAUCAGGAGGAUCAGAAGAGAGUCUACAGCUGCCCUCAGUGCAGACAGACCUUCAGUCCAAGACCUGCUUUAGCUAGAAACACCUUCCUGACUGAAGUGGUGGAGCAACUGAAGAAGAGGAAACGUUCUGCUGACUGUGAUGCUGGAGAUGUGCAGUGUGACGUCUGUACUGGAAGAAAAUACAAAGCUGUCAAGUCCUGUCUGAUGUGUCUGAACUCUUACUGUCAGAAUCACCUUGAGCAACAUGAGAGUUUCUUUAAAGGAAAGAGACACAAUUUGACUGAUGCCACUGGACGACUGCAGGAGAUGAUCUGCCAGAAACAUGAGAAGAUCCUUGAGGUUUUCUGUCGCACUGACCAGAAAUGUAUAUGUGUGUUGUGUAUGGAUGAACAUAAAAACCACAACAUCGUAUCAGCUGCAGCACAGAGGACAGAGAAACAGAAGCAGCUGAAGGAGACGCAGAAGACGUUCCAGCAGAGAAUCCAGCAGAGAGAGAAAGAUCUUCAGCAGCUGAGAGAGGCUGUGGAGUCUCAUAAGCGCUCUGCACAGACAGCAGUGGACGACAGUCAGAGGAUCUUUACUGAGCUCAUCCUCUCUAUUGCGAGAAGCCGCUCUGAGCUGAUACAGAUUAUCAGAGAUCAUGAAAAGCGAGCGGUGAGUCGAGCUGAAGGACGACUGGAGCGACUGGAGCAGGAGAUCAAUGAUCUGAGGAGGAGAGACGCUGAGCUGGAGCAGCUUUCACACACACAGGAUCACAUCCAGUUCCUGCAGAGUUUCCAGUCUCUCUCAGCACCUCCUGAAACUACAGACAGAAAUGACGAUUUCUUUGCUUCUCUCAUAUCUUUUGAUGGUCUGAGAGAAUCUGUCCAUCAGCUGAGAGACAAACUGGAGGAUUUCUGCAAAGGGGAGCUCAAGAAGAUCUCAGACAGAGUCACAUUCACUAUCACUGCUCCCAGGACCAGGAACGACAUCCUACAAUAUUCCCAUCAGCUCACUCCGGAUCUGAACACAGUGAAUAAACACCUCCGUCUGUCUGAGAGCAACAGAGUGAUUACUGGUACUGGCACAGAUCAGUCGUAUCCUGAUCAUCCAGACAGAUUUGAUGUGCGUCAGGUGUUGUGUAGAGAGAGUGUGUGUGGACGCUGUUACUGGGAGCUGCAGUGGAGCGGAGUUCUUGGUGUGCGAAUAUCAGUGUCAUAUAAGAGCAUCAGCAGGAAGGGACGGGGUGAUGAAAGUCGGUUUGGAAAUAAUGAUCAGUCCUGGAGUUUGUUUUGCUCUUCUUACAGUUGCUCAUUCAUACACAAUAACAUAGAAACUGUUCUCCCUGUGAAGUCCAUCACCCAUAGAAUAGGAGUGUUUGUGGAUCACAGUGCAGGAACUCUGUCCUUCUACAGCGUCUCUGACACAAUGAAACUCAUCCACACAGUCCAGACCACAUUCACUCAGCCGCUCUAUCCUGGGUUUUGGGUUAAUGGUGGAUCAUCAGUGAAACUGCUGAUAGAUCAGAAGAUAGACUGUACAGAGAUUCUACCCAUAAUGCUUUGGGCUGCAUGAUGAAUCAGUAACAGUGAGAUGUUAUAGAGUCUCUUCUUUUCUCUUCAUGACAUUAAUACUGCGGCUGAACUUCUGUCAGUGAAAUAACAUGUCAGAAUAAAUGUGUGUAAUAAAUCCUCAUACAGACAGUAAGAUCAGUGUAUGUGUGAGUCCUGCUGAGUGAACGUGUUUGUGCGCUUUUCUCAACCUGUUUGUGUUGACUGAAAUCAGUGAUUUAGUUAUCAAUGUAGUGUCACAUCAGUCAUUUCCAUUAUUACUAUCAAAAUUAUCUUUCAGUUCAAAUGAUCACACACAAUCAAUAAAUCAUUCUCAUUAUUCACCUUAUGGAGCUCAAGGCCUUUCCAGCUUUUUGUGUUCUUUUGUCUUUCAUUGAUGCAAGUCACCGUUUUUGUUGUCAUGCAUUUAUUAAUUGUUAACCAUGGAAUUUGUAUUUAUUUUUAGGUAGAUUUUUAAGUUUGUGACUCCCCGUAAAACUUGGAAUUUUAAAUAUUGAUUUUAGUUUAAGCUUCUGUCUCGUAAUCAUAAUCUAUCUGCACCGGUCUCUCUCACUGUUUUUGCAUCCAGACUAAUCAGCAAGACUAAGGUCGGACAUUUAGGAAUGCUAUUCAUUCCCAGAUCCAGACUAAAGCAUUGUGGUGAUUGAGCUUUUGCUAUUGCUGACUCAGCACUCUGGAACAACCGUCCUGUGGCCAUCUGAACAGCACCUUCUCUGUCUGUUUUUAAAUCUAUGCUUAAAUCUUAUAUAUUUGAACAAAUUAUAGAGGCUUAAGAGCUAUUUGUAACAGUUUUAUCACAUUGUUUUGUAAACGUUUACAUUUUUGAUUAUCUGAUUUAUAUGUCUUAACCUUUUGUACAACACUUUGGUUAACUGAUGAUUGUUUUAA
Molecule: messenger RNA, 2608 nt
Organism: Labeo rohita (rohu)
Lineage: Eukaryota; Metazoa; Chordata; Actinopteri; Cypriniformes; Cyprinidae
Product: tripartite motif-containing protein 16
Exons: 6
Coding region: 54-1724 (556 amino acids)
Molecular function (GO): protein binding; zinc ion binding
Source: RefSeq, a predicted model, not a curated record